GGGAAAGAGAGAGUCGUCGAGAACAGCUUGAGUGAGUCUCUCAUCAUCGGACGAUUUUUUUCCGUCGCACCUCCCGACACAAUUCCCAAAUCCUGCAAGCUCCAAGCUACCCCCUAUUAGAACGAGUAACUGUUUCUAAAAAAUUACUGUACUAUGGUUCAUUCUCGUCGGUUUUAAAGCUGAUAGGUACGACAUCAACAGAAAACUCAGCAAACUCAUUGGAUGGCAUUGAAUCUUUGUAGGUCAAUGCUGUGACACAUGAAAAACUACUAUGUACUAAAAUUGAUAGGGUGUUAAAUUGUGGGUAAGUGAGCAGAAGUGAGUAAAAGAUAGUACGGCUCCGGUUCUGGAGCUAAACAGCAGCUCCGAUACGGGAGUAAGCGACUUCGCGAUUUCUUGCGCUUCCGACACUAGAAGAUGGAGGAAAGCAUCUACAAUAUCGUACAUUCGAAUUUAUAGGCGUGUUUGGAUGAUUUUUCUGUCCUCAGAUUAAGAUGCUUACCCAUUGGUAGAGGUUAGUAGUAAGUAAAAGCGCAAAAGAUCCUCGUUUUAGUAGUAACUAACAAGUCUAAAGAAAAACACAAGAAACAACUCAUUACUAGGCGAAGAAAGACCUUACUUAGUAAAGAACAAGAAACAAAACUAAAAGAUGCAGUCUCUAAUUAAAAGAUCUUACACCCCGUUAGUGGGUACAUCUAUCUAUCUAUCUAUCUAUCUAUCUAUCUAUCUAUCGCACACCUUAGUAAAGAAGAAACAAAACUAAAAACAUUUCCCACAGAUAAAAGAGGAGGUGCCGAAGGCAGAGCGGGGGAAGAGGUAUGUGUCACAAUUCCCGGGAACCAUUGCGCCAACAGCAAGCACUUUCAAUGUCUCACAAACAACGAAGCCAGGAGUGAGCAAUCUAGGUACAGAGUUUGGUUUGAGUUUUUGUUCCAACUUAGACGAUCUGUUGUUACUACUACUACGAUUCCUCAUCUUUCUUAUACCUUACCUCAUUCUCUCCACUUGAAUCACGAUUAUUAACUAAUCUCAUCCAGGUGGUGCAUCAGUGAAUCUCGAUUACGGGUACAAGUACCAGAAGCCAAAAGCCGGUUUCGGACCACCACCAUGCACAAGUUUCCCAGCGCCAGCGAACUUUUUGAAGGGCAAAACAGGGAAGAAGCCAGUUGCGACACUCGGUAAUCAUGUCUUAGGUUUUAUUUAAUGACCUUGAAAGUCUUAAGUGACAAUUGAGUAUACGGAUUGGCACUAUCUUCCUCCAUUGCAUUUUUUUAAAGAGACGUCGAUUGAACAAUCAUAGUCGAGCUAGCAGAUGAAAAAUUGCGAAAAAUUUCGUUGGAUAUUCAUUCGCUUGUUUUGGUACAACUACUUGAUGAAAAAAAUUGCAAUUUUCUUGUGCAUACUUGGUGGGAAUCCCAAUUCUCGACAACCACAGGUAUGAUAAAGAGGGAGCAACCUGAGAAACUCAAGCCAGGGACUUUGAAGGAAAAGAUGAAGCCGACGAUUCCGACGAAGGAGGAAAAGCCGAUUAUGAACCUGGUACCUCGAGAAGAUAAUCAAAGAUGGCCUUUCAUCUUCGGAGAAGAGGAUCAACAUUAAAGAAGAUGAAGAGACAGCAGUUGAACACUGGUCGUACACUGUGAAGAUUUCUAUUCUCUUGUUGAAUGUGACAAUUUAUUAACGAAUAAACGGAGCAGAUGAAUAGCCACUGUUGUUUUACUCUCUCUCAUUUUGACAGGUAACAAGCAAGAACUUUAUUGUUGCAAACGCAGUGGAAAAUAUUCUUAUGGCACCCAAGAAAAUGCCAAAUCAAGACGAGGACUUCCUCAACAAAGAGGACUACGGAAAGGUAAGUAGGAAUUUUGAAGUUUUAGGACCUCCUGUUUCACCUAGUUUCUCCUGCUCAAGUUUCUCCAAUAGAGCUGGUUGUUUUUCCGCAACCCCUGCGGCAAUACUAAAUGAGGAUUGAACCACUAGGUCCCGGCGUAUAUUGCAUCAAUCAAGAAGGAUAUUGAAGCUGAGUACCAGUAUAUCCGGGAGCUGCAAAAUGAAGAGGCAGAGAGAGAGGCACCAGUACGACGUCCGCUCGAAACUGAGGAAAAGGAAGCCUUGAUUCAGGCUUUGAAGGUUUCAAUUUAUACCGUGAUGAAUGCGAGAAUGCAGAUGAAUGCAAGUCCAGAACAAAACUUAUCUCUUAAAUAGAUACGCUUCAAUUCGGCUCCUGCUGCAAUCAACAAAAAGAAAAAUAUCAUCUUUAUUGAUACCACCCUUAUUGUUAUCGACCCUCUCAUUUGCAACUGACAACCAUUGUAAACCUCUGUAUAAGUAUGAAACAUAUGAAUGAUCGUACGUCUUUUCAGGCCAAGUGGGAAGAAGUGAAUGCGGAGUAUCAGCUUGGCGCACAUUUGACGAAACUGGAUACUGUCGGUAAAAUGCGACGAAAAGAACAGCAGGAGAAGCUUCUUACGCAGCUCGAAAAGGAUAUCGAGAAAAUGAAGAAAGAGUACUUAUAACUGCUGUGACUUCAUAAGUCUCUUGUCGUAGAAGGAUAUCGAGAAAAUGAAGAAAGAGUACUUAUAACUGCUGUGAUUUUUCCUUUCGUAGAAGGAUAUCGAGAAAAUGAAGAAGGAGUAAAGACUACCUGUUUUUGUUUGUCCUGUUGUUCCGUUUCUUUUUCGUUAGGCGUCUAAAGACAUUAUAUUUAAAAAUUGUGCCUAUAAUUUCUCAACCUAGGAUCAGAAGCUAGUCUUUAGACUAGUAGAGGUCCCUUCCUCAUCCUCAUCCCAUCCUCAUCCUCAUUAAAACUUAUCCCAUCCGCAUCCUUCUCAGCAACGUCGUUGUCGAUCCGUCGGUAUGAGCGGUCGAAAUGAGCGGUUGUUAAGCCGGUACCGCAGUACAGUAUUCGAGACGCAGCUUCUCGAUGAAGGAGGACAGAAUCUUCAUAGUCAUUAUAGGUAGGAACUAGAUCACACUUAUAUAGAAAACCUCUACUUCACACAUUAUACGCAAAAAGAGAACUUCAACUUACCAGGGAUUUGAUUGGAUAGUGAACAUCAACAUUGUAGUGAACCAAACAACGCGUCUUAUUCUAGUAUCAUCGUGUAAUUAGUACAACAACUACUGCCGAAGUGUUACAUCUACUACAUCGAAAAAAUCUGCGCUCGGAAUUAGAUACUACAAUGCCGACAUUUAUUUGUAAUUCACUUCAGUAAUGAGUUAUCUAACGCUUUCGCUUACAUGUGAACACAUCAAUUAUAUAGAGAACGAAUAUACUUAAUUAAGCGCUAAGAACAACAUCGUAGGCUCUGAUUUCAUUUGUAAUUCACUACUACAACACCAGUACAUGCGGUACAAGUUAAUGUUCAUCCAAGUUCUUUCAGUACCGUAAAGCGUCGUCUGUGUAGAGAGUCGUUUGACUUUAUUCAAGUCUUUGCUUGCUUGAAAACGUCGUGAUAGUUCACGGCUUUCAUGGCCGCGUCCUUACAUGGCAAGAUGCACUUCGAGCCUACUGUAGCACCCUUGAGGGGAAAGAAGUCGGUCGCGCCAACCAGCUCGGACUUCGUUUGAUGUAGGUUUACCAGGGGAUUCCUGCAACAACUAGAAGAAAGACGAAGCUCCAAAGUUAGUCGACGUGCUUUCCCAGGAUCAAGAGCGCAUGCAAAGACAGGGACGCUUGAACCACUAACGCAGAACUUUUACUGACAUUUCACUCCGUUUGACGAACAAACUUCAUGUAACACUGAGACUUCAAGAAGAACAAAAUCAAAAGAUUCGUAUACGCUUCAAUUGUCGAAUACUUAUGCUUGAAACAAGACUUAAAUGUAACAAAUCUAAGGACUCUUGUAAUAAUACCUUGUCUACUGGGAUAGAUGUUGAGCAUGCGUCCUGUGUAUGCGGGAUGGCAGAUGUG
Molecule: messenger RNA, 3910 nt
Organism: Amoebophrya sp. A25
Lineage: Eukaryota; Dinophyceae; Syndiniales; Amoebophryaceae
Source: the annotation of a GenBank genome assembly